ACAGCAGGCAAUCGCACAGUACUGUGUGCUAACGCAAGGAACUGCUCAGAUCUCAUAGUUGUUAUGUUCGACGAAAGCCUCAACAAGACAACCAAGUCCAAACAGUUGGACCUGCAUGUCAGGUAUUGGAUUGGCGACCAAGUCGCAUCCAGAUGGGGUCGCAGUUUAUGGGUCAUGCGAAGGCAGUGGACCUGCUUAACAUUUCAAAAUAUCCGAUAGACGGUCACUUCGCUCACGCGUUUACAAGAAGGAAGGAUGGCUCUAGACAGCAAGCGGAAGGAGCUGCUGUUGGGAACGCUGAAGGAGCUUGGGGAGGACGAGUUCGAGGAAUUCAAGUUCUUUUCGGACCUGCUUCAAAGCGUACAAGAAAACCCCAGCCGGGUGAUCAUUGCUAACGCACUGGUGAAGAAGCAUGGCGUGAAUACUCUGGAGGAGACCAUCAAGAUUCUGGAAAAGAUUGGCAACAAGAACUUGGCCGAGAUGCUGCGUGGCAAUGUGCUGGAAAUAAAAGGCGCCGUCUUCUCCGUCCAUGAUGAUGAUCAGAUUGCCAGAUUGAAGGCGGACCUGCAAGACAACCUGCGGGAUUUAUACAGCUUUGUUCCCGAAGGCAACAUCGAGCGCUGGCAGCAGCAGCCUCUGGACGACGUCUACACGGAGCUGGACGUCACCUACGGGGCCGACGUCAGGCCCGACGAGCGACACGAGGUCCUUCAGAUGGAGACGCGUGCCGCCGCGGCCAAGAAGUCUAUCCUGCCGUGCGACAUCUUCAAAAGCCAUGACGAGCAGCCGCGACGGAUACGCACGCUGCUCACUGUCGGCUUCGCGGGAAUAGGGAAAACCUUCCUGGUUCAAAAGUUUGUGUGUGACUGGGCCAGCGGAAAUACCAACCAGGACGUGCACUUCAUAUUUCCCUUCACAUUCCGUGAGUUGAACACCGACAAAGGGAAAAGUUUUACGCUUGCUGAGCUUAUCCGUCGCUACGUCUGCGAUAGCAGACACAUAAGCGAGGAGACUCUGAACAUUAUAUUAGACGACCUGCAGAAGUCCGGGAAACAGUACUAUGAACGCAGCAGGAUCAAGAUCUUGUUUGUCUUGGACGGACUGGACGAGUGCAACUUUAAAAUGGACUUGAAGAAUCAGAUGAAAGUAGACAUGGAUGUGAAAAAACCCUACCCGCUGGAGGUGCUCCUGGCGCACCUCAUCAAGAGGAACCUGCUUCCUUGCUCCCGGGUUUGGAUCACCACGCGGCCCGCGACGGCCCGUGAUAUCCCCUCCGAGCUCAUUGACAGCAGAACAGAGGUGAGAGGAUUCAGUGAUUCCAUGAGGCUGGAGUACUUCAGGAAAAAGUUCCCAAAUGAGGAGCGUGUCAUUGAGCACAUCCGAAAAACUCGCACCAUCUUCAUCAUGUGCCACCUGCCCAUCUUCUGCUGGCUCACCGCCACAGUUCUUCAGGAUCAUUUGGACAAAGGGAACGAGGGAGCACUUCCCACAGAGAGAGAGCUUCCCACAACGCUGACAGACAUAUGCUCAGAGUAUGCUUUUAACCAGCUGGACAAGUCCAAGGAGCGACAGACGACCGAGUACGCCGAUUACGUGAAAGCGCUAGCAAAGCUGGCGUUUGACCACACCAUGAGUAAGCAACAGAUCUUCUACGAGAAAGACCUGGCGAAAAGCGGAUUUGAUUACAGCCAAGCCGCAAAACACUCCGGAAUAUUCACCGAGGUGUUUAAGGAGGUCCGUCCGCUCAGAAGAAACCAACAGGGCAAGAUGUUUCAGUUCGUCCAUCUGACCAUCCAGGAGUAUCUAGCCGCAUUCCACGUGAUGAUUUGCCUCUUUCACGACAAUAAGAACAUACUGGCUGAUUCAGAGCAGGCACCGGGACGUGUCUUCCAAGAAGAAGAAGAAAAAUCAGAAGUAUUAGAAGAAACAGAAUCAGAAGAAGAUACAGAAGAUGAAGGUGAUUGGAAAAUCACUGAGGUUCACCGGUCAGCUCUUCAGAAAGCCUCAGAGAGUGAAGGACACCUGGACAUGUUUGUCCGCUUCCUCCUUGGCCUUUCCUUGCCGUGCAACCAGGAAAUAGUGGGGGAACUGCUGAAGGCUCCUCAGGACUGCAGGCAAAGCAAGUCAAAGACAGUCAAGUUGAUCAAGGAGAGGAUAAAACGGAGCACCCCAGAGAAGAACAUCAACUUGUUCUACUGCUUAAACGAGCUGAAAGACAACUCUUUGCUGAUGCAGUUUCAGAAGAAAAAUACUUCAGACGAUAUUGACUUGGACAACAUGCCAAAUGACAUGUGGUCAGCCUUUGCCUUCUUCUUACUUGCAGACGACAAAACCAUGAAGAGCUUUUGCCUGAGGAUUUACAACCCAUCGCCUUUGGGGCUCCAGAAGCUGUUGGUGGUGGUCAAGGCGUCUGAAAAAUCAGAUCUAAGCUCUUGUUACCUGGACAAAGACAGCUGUCACCUGCUGGUUUCCGUUCUCAGCUCUCCAUCCAACCUGAGGCAUCUGGACCUGAGCAAGAACGAUCUCUCAGACGAGGGUGUUGAGAUCCUCUCGAAAGGACUGAUCAGCCCAAACUGCAUCUUAGAAUCCCUUUUUCUAAGAUUGUGUCGCCUGGAAAAACGCAGCUGUCACCUGAUGGCUUCUCUUCUCAGCUCUCCAUCCAACCUGAGGCAUCUGAAUCUGAGCUGGAACGCUCUGUCGGAUGAAGGGGUGGAGAUCCUCUCAAAAGGACUGGCCAGUCCACACUGCAAAUUAGAGUCCCUCACUCUAAGUCACUGUCUGCUGGACAAAAGCAGCUGUCACCUGAUGGCUUCCCUUCUCAGCUCUCCAUCCAACCUGAGGCAUCUGGACCUGGGCGGGAACAAUCUGUCGUACGAAGGGGUCGCGAUCCUCUCGAAAGGACUGGACAGUCCACACUGCAAAUUAGAGUCCCUCAAUCUGAAUGAAUGUCGCCUGGACAAAGGCAGCUGUCACCUGCUGGCUUCCGUUCUCAGCUCUCCAUCCAACCUGAAGCAUCUGGACCUGUCCCAGAAUGAUCUGUUGGACGAAGGGGUGGAGAUCCUCUCGAAAGGACUGGCCAGCCCAAACUGCAUCCUAGAAGAGCUCACUCUAUCUAGUUGUAACCUGGAAAAAGGCAGCUGUGACCCGCUGGCUUCCUUUCUCAGCUCUCCAUCCAACCUGAUGCUUCUGGACCUGAGCGGGAACAAUCUGUCAGAUGAAGGGGUGGAGAUCCUCUCGAGAGGACUGGCCAGUCCAAACUGCAUCUUAGAGUCCCUCAAGCUGAUAUAUUGCAAGAUCACGGAUAAAGGAUGUGUUUUUUUGGCCGAGCCGCUCAAGUUAAACACCUCCCAUCUUAAACAGCUGUACCUGUGGGGCAAUCCAAUAGGUGAAGAAGGAAAGAGGGUCUUAUCGGAUGUCGAAAAGGAUCCCAGCAAUCGCCUGAAGACUGUCGGGCGGGCUUGUGAAGAGCACCGGAGUAGGGUGGAAGUCUGGACACAAUUGAGAACCACAGACAAGAGCGUGUGGCUGCCCGAGCACAGACACUCAUCGGCCGGCAACCAUGGUGUGCGACGAGCCGCAGAUUUAGUUCAGUCCUACGUACCGUCUGACGACCUCAAGAGCACCGGGUGUCGGCGCUACGGGCAAAAGCGGCCUUGCUCACCUAACUUGAGGAGGUUCACCCACUGGCAUCGGGUGUUUUGCUGCUACUGGGAGGUGGAGUUCAAGGGAAAGGUCUACCAUGCUGCCACCAAACUGCCAGGAGUCCUAACUGCACUGCACGACACAUCCAUCAAGGCGAGCGUGCUGACCACUAAGCCAAAAGCCCAAGCUAGCAGCUUCAGCUGCCAGCGCACGCUCUUGAAGGAAUCAGGAGGGAGGUUACACGCGGGCACGAGUCCUGACCUGGACCAGGAAGACAGAUCACAUCGUUCGGCGCGGCUCCCUACAGACCACUUUUUCGAGCUUCCGAUGUUUUCCGAGUCUUCUGCGGCCGCGUGGUUCGCUAACGCGGAGGAGCAGUUCGUCCUCCGUGGUGUUUCCGACGACACCAUGCGCUUCUACCACGUGGUGGCCGCGCUCGGGUACUCUACGGCGGUUAGACCACAGCGCUUCGUGGUCUAUCCGCCGAAGGUGGGCAAGUACACGGGGCUCAAGGCGCACCUCCUCAGACUUUUUGAACCGUCGUACAAAUCGACUUCAAUGGCGCCCAAAAGGCCCGCCACGAAAGCCCGACUGCCCGAGACGUCCUCCCGUCCCAGUACCCACGCCACCGCCGCGCGCUUCCACUCUGGCUCUUCCCGACGCCGACGUUGCUGUCUCGCCUCCGGCCCCGCUCUCGCUCGCCUCGGCUCUCUGUCGACGCCGCUGCGCCCGUCCCUGGCUUUCCCGGCAGUGGCGCCAUUGCGCCCGCCUGCGGCCUACUCGACGACGCCUGCUCUUGGCCUUCCUCACGACGUCAUUCCUGUGCCUGCGUCUCUGGCCUCUGCUGACGUCGCUCCAGCACCUGCGCCUUUGGAAGUCUCCGAGGUCACCCCUCUCCCGGCGCCGCUGGACGCCGCUGUCUCUGACCUGGCCCCUGUGCCUCCGGGUGUCUCCGAGGUCAGUCCUCAGCCUACGCCGCUGGCCAUCGCCGCUAGCCCCGCUGCUGUUCCGGCGCCUCAGGAAGUCUCCGAGGUUGCACAUCGGCCAGCGCCAGCGAACGUCGUCCCCGACGUCUCUCCUCGUCCGCCGCCUUUGGACAACGAUGGCGUCGCUCCGGUUUCGGCGUUUCCCCCGCUCCUGCUACGACCGGUCGACUUGGUUCGUCUCGCCUGUCGCCCUUGUCCACGGCCGGGCGACUCUGACCGCCACGCCGGUCGCCCUCGUCUCCGGCCUCAUCCAGUCCAUUCCGACCGCCGCGCCCGUCACCCUCGUUUGCUGCCUCGACUGGGUGGUGCUGCUCGUCGCACGUCUCGACCUCUUCCUCGACCGCUGCUGAGCACCUCGUGCCGCCUCUCUCGGCGUCCGCUUCUCCAGCCUCGCCUGCGCGGUGCUGCACGGCGCGCUCCUCGUCACGGGCGUCCUCCAGACCGUUCUGCUCGAACGUCCCGCUUCUGGCGUCCUGGACGGCCGCCUGAUCGUCGCGUUCCGUUGCCCGCUGCCUGGCAUCCUGGGCGUCCUCCAGACUGUUCUGCUUGGGCGUCCCGCAUCUGGCAUCCUGGACGGCCUCCUGACUGUCCGAUCGGUCGUCUUCCACAGUCGCCCAGGCUGCGCAACCCUUCCGUUCCAAGCAUCAACCUCCACCACAAACUGUCGGAGGGGAUCAGGCAUGUUCAGUAUGGGUGCUGUGGUGAAAUGGGUCUUGAGGGUCUGGAAGGCGGUCUGUGUCUCAGGGGUCCACGAGAACCGCACCUGCGGAGAAGUGAGAGCAUGGAGGGGAGCCGCUAUUGCGCUGAAGCCUCGGAUAAACCGCCUGUAGAAGUUAGCAAAUCCCAGGAUUUGCUGGAGCUUCUUGGGGCUAUCGGGGGUUGGCCAGUUAACCACAGCGCUGAUUUUAGCCGGAUCCAUCUGAACCCUUCCAGGGGCUACGAUAAAGCCCAGGAAGGAGAUGGAAGGAUGGCUCUGGACAGCAAGCAGAAGGAGCUGCUGUUGAAAACGCUGCAGGAGCUUGGGGAGGAAGAGUUCAAGGAAUUCACGUACUACACUGAUCUUCCUAAAUGCGUACGUGAAAAGCCCGACCAUGUGUACAUUGCUGAAGAGCUGGUGAUGAAGCACGGCGAGAAUACUCUAGAGGAGACCAUCAAGAUCCUGGAAAAGAUGAGUAACAAGAACUUGGCCGAGAGGCUGCGUCACAACAUGCUGGAAAUAAAAGGCGCAGUCUUCUCUGCCCAUGAUGAUGAUCAGAUUGCCACAUUGAAGGCGGACCUGCAGGACAACCUGCGGAGUUUAUACAGCUUUGUUCCCGAGUGCAACACCGAGCCCUGGAAGCAGCAGCAGCCUCUGGCGGAGGUCUACACGGAGCUGGACAUCACCUACGGGGCCGACGUCACGCCCGACGAUCGGCACGAGGUCCUUCAGAUGGAAACGCGUGCUGCCGCCGCCGCCAAGGAGUCUAUCCUGUCCUGCGACAUCUUCAAAAGCCCUGACGGGAAGCUGCGACCGAUACGCACACUCCUCACUGUUGGCUUCGCGGGCAUCGGAAAAACCUUCCUAGUUCAAAAAUUUGUGUGCGACUGGGCCAGCGGGAAUACCAACCAGGACGUGCACUUCAUAUUUCCCUUCACAUUCCGUGAGUUGAACACGGACAAAGGGAAAAGUUUUACGCUUGCUGAGCUUAUCUGUCGCUACGUCUGCGGGAGCAGACACAUCAGCGAGGAGACUCUGAACAUUAUAUUCGAUGACCUGCAGAAGUCCGGGAAACAGGACUAUGAAAGGAGCAGGAUCAAGAUCUUGUUCAUCUUGGACGGACUGGACGAGUGCAACUUUAAAAUGGACUUGAAGAAUCAGAUGAAAGUAGACAUGGAUGUGAAAAAGCCCUACCCACUGGAGGUGCUCCUGGCGCACCUCAUCAAAAGGAACCUGCUUCCUUGCUCCCGGAUUUGGAUCACCACGCGGCCCGCGACGGCCCGAGAUAUCCCGUCCGACCUUAUUGACAGCAGAACAGAGGUGAGAGGAUUCAGCGAUUCCAGGAGGCUGGAGUACUUCAGGAAAAAGUUCCCAAAUGAGGAGCGUGUCAUUGAGCACAUCCGAAAAACUCGCACCAUCUUCAUCAUGUGCCACCUGCCCAUCUUCUGCUGGCUCACCGCUACAGUUCUUCAGGAUCAUUUGGACGAAUGGAAGGAUGGAGAGCUUCCCACAACGCUGACAGACAUGUGCUCAGAGUAUCUGUUUAAUCAGCUGAAAAGGUCAGAGGAGAGAGAGACGACAGAGUACAUCCAUUACGUGAAAGCGCUAGCAAAGCUGGCGUUUGACCACACCAUGAGUAAGCAACAGAUCUUUUACGAGGAGGACCUGGCGAAAAGCGGAUUUGAUUACAGCCGAGCCGCAAAACACUCCGGAAUAUUCACCGAGGUGUUUAAGGAGGUCCGUCCGCUCAGAAAAAACCAACAGGGCAAGAUGUUUCAGUUCGUCCAUCUGACCAUCCAGGAGUAUUUGGCCGCAUUUCAUGUGAGGAUAUGCCUCUUUCACGACAACAAGAACAUACUGGCUGAUUCAGAGCAGGCACUGGAGUGUGUCUUCCAAGAAGAAGAAGAAAAAUCAGAAGUUCACCGGUCAGCUCUCCAGAAAGCCUCGGAGAGUGAUGGAUACCUGGACAUGUUCCUCCGCUUCCUCCUUGGCCUUUCCUUGGCGUGCAACCAGAAACUAGUGGGGGAACUGCUGAAGGCUCCUCAGGACUGCAGGCAAAACAAGUCAAAGACAGUCAAGUUGAUCAAGGAGCGGAUAAAACGGAACACUCCAGAGAAGAACAUCAACUUGUUCUACUGCUUAAACGAGCUGAAGCACGACUCUUUGCUGAAGGAGUUUCAGAUAAAGAAAAAUCGCUCAUCCCUUAUUGACUGGGAGAAAAUGCCAAAUGACAUGUGGUCAGCCUUGGCCUUCUUUUUACUGACAGACGACGAAACCAUGAAGUCCUUUAAACUGCGGAAAUACGCCCCAUCGCCUUUGGGGCUCGAGAAGCUGGUGGUGGUGGUCAAGGCUUCUCAAAGAUCAGUUCUAAGAGAGUGUGGCCUGGACAAAGGCAGCUGUCACCUGCUGGCUUCCGUUCUCAGCUCUCCAUCCAACAUGAAGCAUCUGGACCUGUCCCAGAAUGAUCUGUCGGACGAAGGGGUGGAGAUCCUCUCGAAAGGACUGGCCAGCCCAAACUGCAUCUUAGAGUCCCUCGAUCUAGGCGCUUGUGACCUGGGCAAAGCCAGCUGUCACCCGCUGGCUUCCGUUCUCAGCUCUCCAUCCAACCUGAAGCAUCUGGACCUGUCCCAGAAUGAUCUGUCGAACGAAGGGGUGGAGAUCCUCUCAAAAGGACUGGCCAGCCCAAACUGCACCUUAGAAGAGCUCACUCUAUUCAAUUGUGACCUGGACAAAGGCAGCGGUCACCCGCUGGCUUCUGUUCUCAGCUCUCCAUCCAACCUGAAGAGUCUGAGUCUGAGCGGGAACAAUCUGUCGGACGAAGGGGUGGAGAUCCUCUCAAAAGGACUGGCCAGUCCACACUGCACCCUAGAAUCCCUCCGUCUAAGUGAUUGUGGCCUGGACAAAGAUAGCUGUCACCUGCUGGCUUCCGUUCUCAGCUCUCCAUCCAACCUGAAGCAUCUGGACCUGUCCGAGAACCAUCUGUCGUACGAAGGUGUGGAGAUCCUCUCGAAAGGACUGGCCAGCCCAAACUGCACCUUAGAAAAGCUCACUCUACAUGGUUGUGACCUGAAAAAAGGCAGCUGUCACCCGCUGGCUUCCGUUCUCAGCUCUCCAUCCAACCUGAAGCAUCUGAACCUGACAUGUAACAAUGUGUCGGACGAAGGGGUGAAGAUCCUCUCGAAAGGACUGGCCAGUCCACACUGCAUCUUAGAGUCCCUCGACCUGGAAUGGUGCCAUAUCACCAAUGAAGGAUGCGUUUUUUUGGCCGAGGCGCUCAAAUUAAACCCCUCCCAUCUUGAAGAGCUUGACCUGAGGAACAAUCCAUUAGGUGAAAAAGGAAAGAGGUUCUUAUCGAACGUCCAAGAGGAUCCAAGCUAUCGCCUGCAGACUGUCAGGUUCGAGUCGGAAUCCGACACUGAAAGCGAAUCAGAGGAGGAAGAAAGUCCCGAAGAACAUGAUUCUGAGGAGAUUUGA
This is a messenger RNA of Corythoichthys intestinalis (scribbled pipefish), 8799 nucleotides long. RefSeq lists its product as uncharacterized. NCBI's taxonomy places the organism in Eukaryota, Metazoa, Chordata, Actinopteri, Syngnathiformes, Syngnathidae. Gene Ontology annotation, molecular function: protein binding. The record is from RefSeq and is a predicted model, not a curated record. The coding region runs from base 256 to 8799 and encodes 2847 amino acids. Gene Ontology annotation, biological process: intracellular signal transduction. The transcript has 26 exons.